AUGAGGCAGAAGUCUAGAGCUACUUGGAUUCAACAUGGAGAUGCAAAUACCAAGUACUUCCAUGCUCAAUGGAAGAUGCGUACUAACAAUAAUGCUAUUGUCUCUAUUCAUAAUGAUGCAGGUACCAAAUUAACAGAUCCUAAACAGGUGGAGGAGCAAUUUUUGGAUUUCUUUAAGAAACUAAUGGGUGAGGCAUCACCAGUGCACCCUUGCCCAGAUGCUGAGGUGAUUAAAAAGGGACCUUGUCUAACAAGGCAACAACAACUGGAGCUGAUCAAGUCAGUCACUGAGGAAGAGAUAAUGGGAGCUAUUAAAAGCAUGCAAACUGACAAGGCUCCAGGGGUAGAUGGGAAGCUGCCAAAGGCCAUUAAUAGCACUGCUACUACUCUCAUCCCUAAAGUUCCUAAUCCUACACAGGUUAAGGACUUUAGGCCAAUAGCAUGCUGCACAACUAUUUACAAGAUUAUCACAAAGAUCAUCACUGGGAUUUUAAAAGCAGCAAUGAACAAUCUAGUAGGUGACUCUCAAUCAGCUUUCAUUGAAGGCAGGAAUAUAACUGAUAACAUCCUAUUCACCCAUGAACUGUUCAAAGGCUACACUAGGAAAAGUAUAUCUACAAGAUGCAUUCUCAAGGUUGAUCUUAGGAAAGCCUAUGAUACAUUGGAUUGGUUCUACUUGAAGAGGAUAAUGAUUGGAUUGGGGUUUCCACACAGAUUUUCAAUUAAGCUAAUGCAGGAUGCAUUUCUGAAAUUUUCAAGAGCCUUUGGACUACAGGCAAAUCCUGACAAAAGCUCAGUAUACAUUGCAAGUACAACUGAGAGGAUGAAAGAACUUAUCUUGCAGGAGUUAGGUUAUAAUGAAGGCAACUUACCCUUUAAAUACCUAGGGGUUCCAUUAGCUCCUAAAAAGCUAUCUAAUCAACAGUGUUGGCCAUUAGUUGAAAAGAUUACUGCAAGGAUCAGUUGUUGGACCUCAAAACUAUUUUCAUAUGCUGGAAGAUUGCAGCUCAUCAAGUCAGUGAUUUUUGGGAUGCAGUCUUAUUGGGCUCAAGUAUUUUUACUACUAAAGAAGAUCAGCAAAAUGAUCGAGGCAAUAUGCAAAACCUUCCUAUGGACAGUGCGGGCUGAUAUAUCCAGAAGAGCUUUGGUAGCAUGGGACAUGGUCUGUUUACCACAAACAAUGGGAGGGUUGAAUGUGAUUAACCUGUGCAACUGGAACAAAGCUGCAAUAAUAAAGCAUUUGUGGGCAAUUACAAAGAAGAAAGACUGCUUGUGGAUUCGAUGGGUCCAUUCCUACUACAUAAAGAACAUGAGCAUUGACACCAUACCUAUACCUAAGAGUGCAGCUUGGGUAAUAAGGAAGAUUAUUGAGCAAAGGAAGUUUAUAUUGAAUCUACCAACUCUACAAGGCAAUGUGCAAGAAAGACUGGAGUCCUUACAGAGCACAAAUGGUAAAACAGUAUCAAGAAGCUAUAUAACUUGCAAACUCCUCAGGGAAGAAGAGAUAUUUGAACAUCUAUUCUUUGAAUGCUCCUACACAAGUGAUGUCUGGAAGAGAUUGCUAAACUGGAUGGGAAUCCAAAAACAGAUUCAAACUUGGGAGGAGGAACUGCAAUGGGUGACUUAUCAUGCUAGGAAGAAGAAAGGAAUUGGCAACAUUAUUGUAGCAGUGUUUGGCAUGCUGCUGCACAGCUUAUGGAGGGACAGGAAUUCGAUCAGAUUUCAAAAUGGAAGCACCUCAGCAGAGCAGAUAUGGCGAGAGAUUACUUCAUAUGUUCAUAUCAAAAGCCAUAUACACAGCAAUUGGCAGGAACAUAUGGAAGCUCUAAACAAAUAUCCAUAG
Molecule: messenger RNA, 1842 nt
Organism: Nicotiana attenuata
Lineage: Eukaryota; Viridiplantae; Streptophyta; Magnoliopsida; Solanales; Solanaceae
Exons: 4
Coding region: 1-1842 (613 amino acids)
Source: RefSeq, a predicted model, not a curated record